Molecule: messenger RNA, 625 nt
Organism: Cotesia congregata
Lineage: Eukaryota; Metazoa; Arthropoda; Insecta; Hymenoptera; Braconidae
Source: the annotation of a GenBank genome assembly
AUUAUUUUUUUUUACAGUGGUUCUUAUUGGAGAUUCUGGAGUAGGAAAGAGUAAUCUAUUGUCAAGAUUCACCCGCAAUGAAUUUAACUUGGAGUCGAAGUCGACAAUUGGAGUUGAAUUUGCUACUCGUAGUAUACAAGUCGAUGGAAAAACUAUUAAGGCCCAAAUUUGGGAUACUGCUGGACAAGAGCGUUAUCGAGCUAUAACCUCUGCAUAUUAUCGUGGAGCUGUCGGCGCAUUAUUGGUGUAUGACAUAGCGAAACAUUUAACAUAUGAAAACGUCGAGAGAUGGUUACGAGAACUCCGAGAUCACGCAGAUCAAAAUAUUGUAAUAAUGCUUGUGGGCAACAAAUCUGAUUUAAGGCAUCUUCGUGCAGUCCCAACUGACGAAGCGAAAGCAUUUGCUGAGAGAAAUGGUCUUUCAUUUAUUGAAACAUCAGCCCUCGAUUCUACCAAUGUUGAAACGGCCUUCCAAAAUAUUUUGACUGAGAUAUACAGAAUUGUCUCGCAGAAACAAAUAAGAGAUCCGCCUGAAGGUGAUACCAUUAGAGCACAAAAUGUUGAACAGAUUGACGUUAAACCGACAAUGAGUUCGGAUGGAAUGCGUAAACAAUGCUGCCAGUGA